UUUGGAUGAGUGGAACACGGGGUAUGUGCGCAGAUGGGCAGGCACAUCAAUGACAUACGAAGGGCCAAAGUGAUCUUCACCAAUCACAUCCAAAACUUCCUAGGGCCCAUAAUAGAGAGGGAGGAGUUUGCGUGAGACUCCCUCUUCUUCUGAGAAUUCAGACAUCUUGACCCAGACAUAGCUAAUGCGACUAAGAGCUGAGAAGGCUGCCCUCGAGAAGGAUAAGAAGGAGGCGAGUAGGGAAAAGCGAAAGCGUGGUGCUGCUGCGGCGCCUGCUGCUGUUACGCCAGCCAACAAUGCGAAGUCCCAAUCGAGAGGAAGUUCGAAAGGGCGAUCUCACCGAGUUGAAAUUUCCUCCGACGAGGAAGACACCGAUGUUGGUCAAGUGCGGCAGAACUUGAGUGAAAAGCUGGAGAAGAGCAGUGACUUAUCUGAGGUGAAGAGAAUGCUGGCCGCGAUCACGCAAAGUCUUGCUGAAGUGAAAGGCAAGCAACCGGUGGUGGAUCCUGAAAGACCACUUGUCAUGGAGCAUGGAAUGGAGGAAGAGGACACUGAAGAUGUGGACGUUGUUGUCAACACUCCAGACCAUGAUGAAGACGAGGUUGACGUGGGCGGUUUGGCCGUGUACAUGAAGAUGUGGCAUGACUUUUACAUGUCCCUGCACUACACCAGGGUGCAGGAACUAUGCAAGCAAAGAGAAAUCUCUUACUUUCGUAAGGAACCAGCGGCAUGGGAAUUGGCGAGGUUGGAUCUGCAAGAGUACGCGGACCAAUUGAAUGGUAACGCCCCGAAUGGGGCUAACAUCGGGAAUAAAGGUGUUGAACCUUCUCACAAGACGACUGGGAGGAACAUUGAUAAUCCAGAGUCUUGUAACGAGAAGGGUGGUGACUCAAUUUCGGGGAACUGAUUAGGGAGCCUUCGCUCCUUAAAAAGAGCAUC
Chara braunii is the source of this 939-nucleotide messenger RNA. The record is from the annotation of a GenBank genome assembly. Lineage: Eukaryota; Viridiplantae; Streptophyta; Charophyceae; Charales; Characeae.